AUGGCUCUCGGCGGUGCCCUCCUGCGCUUCGGCGCCAUUGGCUUGCGCAUUCUCCAAUUUGGUUGCGCCGCCAUCGUGCUCGGCAUCUACUCGUACUUCCUAGCCGUUCUAGCCAAGCACGACGCUACCAUUCCCACUUGGGAGAAGGCAGUUGAGGGCAUGUCAGGUGCUGGUGUCCUCUACACCAUCUUUGGCAUUCUCUUCACCCUGUGCCUCGGAGGCAACAUCUUCUUCGGCUUCCUCGCCGUCCUCCUCGAUAUCGCCUUCGCCGGCUGCUUCGCCGCCAUCGCCUACUAUGCCCGCCACGGUGCCAACAAGUGCCGCGGCAUCGUCAAUACCCCCCUCGGCACUGCUCCCGCAAGCGAGGAAGCUCCCGGCGCCGGCAGCUAUGGCUACGUGUGCAGCCUCAACACCGCCGUCUUCGCCGUUGCCAUUGUUAAUAUCUUUCUCUUCCUCAUCACCGCUGCCUGGCAGGUCAUGCUGGUGCGCCACCACAAGAAGGAGAAGCGUUUCGGCCCUUCCCCCAAGAACAAUUACACCUCCGGCUCCCGCGGCAAGUUCUGGCAGCGCAAGAACCGCGGCGGAAAGGGCACCCGCGACGCCGAGCUGGCCACCGCCCACUCUGCUGUCCCGGGCCGCGUGUCGCAUGAGACUGGUAUGACCGGCUCCACCAUGAACAACGGAUACGCGCCCGCUGCGGCAGAGCCCAAGUACGGCCAGCCUGGUUAUGGCGGCCACCACUACGGACAGGCCACCAACUACUAA
Cyphellophora europaea CBS 101466 is the source of this 765-nucleotide messenger RNA. RefSeq lists its product as uncharacterized. The transcript has a single exon. Lineage: Eukaryota; Fungi; Ascomycota; Eurotiomycetes; Chaetothyriales; Cyphellophoraceae. The record is from RefSeq and is a predicted model, not a curated record. Bases 1 to 765 code for a protein of 254 amino acids.